AAUGACGAAAGCUGCAGAAACAAAUAAUGACAUAACACACACUAGACUGACAUUUUGCAGAGGACUAUGUAUAAUAAAUUGCCGUGGAUUUAUGGCUUUCAUAGGGUGAACUGUGGCAUCUUCGUGUAGAGAUAUUGACAAUAAACAACAAUUGGAUUAGGUAAAUUGAUUGCGACAAGCAUAUUAUUUUAAUAAAAUAUUUGUUUACGAGAACAAAUUACAGUUUACCGUUGAGCAUGGCUGCUUCACAUCAUAAUCUUCGUCCAAAAUCAGACAUUAAUUGGAGAAAACUUUGUUUUGGUGAACCACUGCCACACCAAAAGAAAAAGAUACUCGAACAGAGACACACCUUACCAGAAACAUAUCAUAUCGAAAGAAUCAUUACCAAAAAAAGUGUUCCAGUACAGGGUUUGUUGUAUCUGGUGAAAUGGGAAGGUUUUCAUGAAGAUGAUAGUACCUGGGAACCGCAAUCACAUCUUGAUGCAGAAUCUAUGUCCAAUUUCUUUCCUGCCUUUAUCAGUUUUGAUCGGUUAAACAGCGCUGCCAGAUUAUUUGAAGAAGUCAUACAGCAGAGGCUAAGACCUAACAACAGAACAAUAUCAACUAAUCUCCGAUUUGACCUGGAUGUGUAUCGCUAUUGUUUUAAUACAGACGAAUCCAUUCGGAUAGAUUCCGUAGACAGCCUGAAAAAGCUUCCUCUUUCAAAUGGAUGGAACUAUAAAUUGAACAAACAGGGUUAUGGGCAAAUAAUAACUUUUCCGUUUCGACUAAGACCAAAACUGCAGAUGAGGAAAAUUUUUUUGCGAAAAGAUGACGGGUCAGUGGAAACAAAAUACAGACCUAUAGAAAUUGUCAAAAUAAUUUCUGCCAGCGAGUCUUUCUGAAGUAGAAGUGUACAUAAAUUUAUUCAAUCCACCAAAAUGUCGGACAAUUUAACAACACCAGACAGAAAGCAAAUAGAAAACUUUUUACAAAUAGGUACGCGAUCGCCGGUAUUGGCUAAAUCAUUUGUUUCUAACAACAAAAUUGUGCUCACUUUGGAAAUAAAGUAUCCGUUCCUGCGAAAAUUAUCAACCUCCAAAUUCAAGUAUCCAGAUCUAUAUUACGUAGACAUUAUCAAUUCGCAACUUGGAUUUCUUCAUCUAAAACAAUGUGAAAGAUUAGAAAAACGAUUUUAUACCGUCUGUAAAGAUAUAGCUCAACUUUAUAAAAAAAACAGUGGUGGCCGACAAAAAGCAAAGUUAGAUCUAAAAUUUACAAAAAUUGCCAUAUUUGAAAAUGACAUUCUUUCAUCGUCUGAGCUCACUUCAUCGUUAGAAAAAUUUGCAGAGGAAAACGUAUCACUUGCCGAUCAAUGUAGGAUUCUAUCAAAGCAAAUCAAAGAAUCCGAGGAGCAAAGAA
Mytilus trossulus (common blue mussel) is the source of this 1401-nucleotide messenger RNA. RefSeq lists its product as uncharacterized. The coding region runs from base 237 to 884 and encodes 215 amino acids. The record is from RefSeq and is a predicted model, not a curated record. NCBI's taxonomy places the organism in Eukaryota, Metazoa, Mollusca, Bivalvia, Mytilida, Mytilidae. The transcript is spliced from 2 exons.